AUGUCGGCCAUUAUCUCUUCGCCCAACUAUCUGGUCUACUUUGGUGACGCUGCCAACACUGUCGAGUGUGCUGACCGUCCUGGCGCGCUCUGCAACCCUGGUCCCAGCGCUGAUGUGCAAGGUGGUAUCACUGCCUCUAUGGCCGGUGGCUCUUUCAUCGCCUCGCUCUUUUCUGGUAUCAUUGCCGACCGUUACGGCCGUCGUUACGCCAUCUUUCUCGGUUGCAUCUUCUGGGUGAUCGGUUCCAUCCUCACUUGCGCCGUGCAGAACAUUGCCAUGCUCAUUGUCGGUCGUAUCUUCAACGGCAUGUGUGUCGGUCUCUGCUCUGCUCAAGUUCCGGUCUAUCUCUCGGAGCUCUCGCCUUCUCGCAUUCGUGGUCGUCUCGUCGGUUGCCAGCAGUGGGCCAUCACAUGGGGUAUCUGCAUCUUCUUCUUCAUUUGCUACGGCUGCUCCUUCAUCGGCAAUCGCAUCGGUGGCGAGCAAGACGGUCGAGGCACUGCCACCUUCCGUGCGCCAUGGGGCAUCCAGAUGAUCCCCGCCAUUAUCCUCAUGGCUCUCGUACCCAUGAUGCCUGAGUCUCCACGCUGGCUCAUCGCUCAGGGUCGCAAGGAGGAGGCGCUCGAGAUCUUGGCUCAAGUCCACGCCGCUGGCGAUCAAGAGUCGCCCCUCGUCAUGGCAGAGUUCCGUGAGAUCGUCCAAAACAUCGACGAGAGCUCCGGCGAGGGCUCAGGGUACACGGACCUCUUCAGGAACGGCAACGCUUGGCGCACCCACAUCGCCAUGUUCACGCAAAUUUGGAGCCAGCUCACAGGAAUGAACGUCAUGAUGUACUAUUUGAGCUAUGUGUUCCAAAUGGCGGGCAUCAGCGGCAACAUUGCGCUUAUCAGCAACGGCAUCCAGUACGUGAUCAACGUGGCGAUGACGGUUCCAGCUUUGCUGUACGUGGAUCGAUGGGGACGACGACCUACGCUGCUGGUCGGCUCAACGUUGAUGGCCAUCUGGCUGUUUGCCGUUGCUGGACUGAUGGCUUCUCACGGCCACUACUAUCCGGAUUCGGGCAACGCUGUUGUUCGAUGGAAAGUCGAAGGACCUGCCUCCAAGGCCGUCAUUGCGUGCUCGUACCUGUUUGUCGCCUCGUUCGCGCCGACCUGGGGCCCUGUCUCCUGGAUCUAUGUCCCGGAGCUCUUCGGAAACCGUCUCCGUGGCAAAUCCAACUCGGUCUCCACCGCAAGCAACUGGGCCUUCAACUUUGCCCUUGGCUACUUCGUCCCCCCUGCUUUCCACAACAUCCAGUGGAAGAGCUACAUCAUCUUCGGCUGCUUUGCGAUGGCCAUGACGGUCCACGUCUUCUUGGCUUUCCCCGAAACCGCGGGUAAGACGCUCGAGGAGGUCGACGAGAUCUUCCAGUCCGGCGUGCCCGCCUGGAAGACCAGGGCGGGAUCGACAAAGUUGCCCGCAGACGUCGAGGCCGUCAAGGUCCAGUACGCCCAACAUGUCGCUACCCCAGACAGCGCAUCGGCCGACGAAAAGGAACUCAAGGCUUAG
Kalmanozyma brasiliensis GHG001 is the source of this 1545-nucleotide messenger RNA. RefSeq names its product General substrate transporter. Gene Ontology annotation, cellular component: membrane. Gene Ontology annotation, biological process: carbohydrate transport; transmembrane transport. Bases 1 to 1545 code for a protein of 514 amino acids. Gene Ontology annotation, molecular function: carbohydrate:proton symporter activity. NCBI's taxonomy places the organism in Eukaryota, Fungi, Basidiomycota, Ustilaginomycetes, Ustilaginales. The record is from RefSeq and is a predicted model, not a curated record. The transcript is spliced from 2 exons.